AGCAUGUCCAUAAUUACUGUGUAGUCCGGCCGCUGCGCCUGCAGUGUCAGGGUGACGGUAGCCUCCUGAGGCGCGCGCACAGCCGGCACAGCGACAGAUUGAGGGGGUGGCGUGGAGGCGGAGGCUGGCUGUGGUACGGAGAUGCCUGCAGCUGCUUCCGAGGCAGGAGCGGUAGGAAGAGACUCGGGCGUGGUCUGCGGAGGAACAGACGCGGCGGCGAUGGUUGACUCGGGCACAGCCACGGGGAUACUAGUAGCGGGAACUGACGGUUGCGCGGCGGGGACCGAGGACUGCGCAGAGGCUGCGGGAGUUGGUGUUGCUGGGGUUGAUGGGGACGUGGGCUCAGGCUCGGACUCGCGGCUGAGGACGGCGGACGGUUCCGCCGUAGGCAUGGACAGGGACGAUACAGGCUCGGAAGCGACGGGGAUCGGUGAGGUGAGGGAGGAGGGGUUAGUGCUGCCUUCGGAGAUGGACGGCUCAGCAGCUGAAGAAGACACGUUUUCCGUGACUGCGGUGGAGGUCACCGCAACGCUGCUGGUACUGCCUGCUGACGACGGUUCGACGCCCUCCGCGGAUCCCGCAGCGGCAGUGGAACUGGGAGAAAUCUCGCUGACAGGGGUAGGCAAAGAAGAGGCAGGAGUGGAGGUGUUCGUGCUUGCAACAGCAGCAGAGGAAUCGACUGCUGAAGAGGAAACAGCUGCAGGCUCGGAGGAGGCCGUAGAAUUGUCAGGCGAUGAUGGGAGGGAAGACUGUGAUGACGGUACUGCAGCUGCAGCUUCCGAUGUCACGGACGCAUUCGAAGCUGGCUCGCUAGCAGAGGGGAGAGAAGCCGACGACGUCGCCGACGUGGCACUAGCAGCAGAUGACGUGGCAUUAGCAGCAGCUGGCGUGGACUCUUCUGGCUGGGGCGUGGAGGAUGCCGAAGACGGGGUCGCAGGCGAAGCGGGAAGGGAGGCAGUAGGUGCAACCGAUGAGUCUGACGUGGCAUUAGCGGAGGGUUCGACCGCCGAAGAGGCAGAGGACGGCGGCGAGGACGCUUCAGAAGUAGAAGGCGCUGCCGCCGGUGGUUUGGAAGGAGUGGCAGAUGUGUCAGGGCUUGUUGAGGUAUUAGAUGGAGAUGCUUCUGCUGGUUUGGAAGCUACGGCAGGCUUGUCGGCAGUUGAGUUGGAAGUAGUGGCAGCAGCCGGCGUAGAAGGCUUAGCCUGCGCGGUGGAGUUAUUACUUCUCGGAGCGGUGGACGUGCGAUUACCGGCGACGGGGGACGGCCUCGACGAUGGGGGGCGCGGCGAGCCCGAGGUGGAAGCAUUCGCCGGCGGGGGCGAUGGAGCCGACGAAGGGGGCGAGCGGGGUUCGGCCUCCGACGACGGCGAAGUCGCAGAUACUUCCGACGAGCUCUCGUUCGUCGGCUUCUCCGGCGACGCGGACGAUGCCGAAGCCGACCUCCUUGCUCUCAUUCCGGAGACGGGGGUUUCGUCGCUAGAAGGAGAGGAGGAUGACGAAGGCGAUGGCGAUGACUCUGUAGUGGAGGAGGAUCCGUCACUGGAAGGAGAAGGGGAGGAGGAAGACGAGGAGUGCGAGGUGGAAUUAUGCAACUGCGCCGGCGAAGACGGCGUUUUGUCGGAAGAGGAAGAGGAUUUGGCGGCGGCUUCUUCUAGCCGUCGAGCUGCGUCGGACGGGAGCAACAAUCUGCCAAUCCCAUGCACGACCCCGUCCGCCUCAACGAUUCCGUCUGGUCUCGUUACUGCCACAGACUCCACGAACGCUUUCGCGCCGUUAGCCACCGUUAACAGGAUGCUAUCCCCCUGGAAAGACUCGAAUGUGGACCCGUUGACGAAGUCCUUAGCCAGGAUUCGAGCUCCUGGCACGGCGUGGUACAACAGGAUGGACCGGAGCAAGUCAAUGUUGCCCGGGUCAACAAUGUAGGACCGCACGGAAGGCGGCAUGGAGGCUGAUAAAGCAGCAUUCGUCGGGGCAAACAUUGACAGAGGUUUAACGUUCUCGCUGUCUAGAACGGAGAGAACAUCCGCCUCCUCCAACAAUGCAACGAAUUCGGUGAAGUCCGCAGAUUCGCUGAGCGAUCGUACAACCGUGGGCGUUCGUGCCCGCCUUCCGUCAUCAAGCACAGACCGACUCGAGACGAGGCAAGGGUAAAAACAAACAGAAAGAAUAGCAAUCAAACACAAAUGCCGAGCACGUAACGGACAAAUAGAGAAAGAAUAAGAUGAAGAAAUGGGAACGAAUAGACGAGCAAACGACCCUGUUAAGCGAUCGACCGCCAUUUUCUACCAGCUGCAAGUUUUACACCAAAGCUUAUCCGUUGUUGUACCACCCACACCGACUAAAGCAAAGCUAGCGAAGUUGGAGACUGACUGACUACCACUUUCGAGGGCACAGUCCUCCUUGCCCUCGUUCCUUCUCGGUCUGGCAGUCCACUGAAUCUCGACGAAUGACGAAGUGCCUAAAGAGAGAGAUUGGGGACACAGAGAGAGAGAGAGAGAAAGAAAAAUAGAGAGGGAGAGAAAGAGGGAUACGAAAUUGAAGAAGAAGAAGAAGAACCACUCCGUCCUCGUUUCGAGCACUUCACACCGCUCUGCACAGUGAAAACGAACAGUAACAGUACCUGCCACUAUAUGCCGAUGAUGAACGAGCCUCAGAAUGCCAACCAAACAGCGAGGUCGCAGAAAAAAGAGAAAUCACAUUACCACUGAUGAUGAUCACGACAGCCUUGGAGGACCAACAGGAAGGAGGCAGCGUUCGUGAAUAAACAGUGAGCGUCUUGGGAGAGGAGAGUUGUCCACCCCCGACGACAAGGUGCUAGCCGCUACGCGCCUCCGCCAUUGUCAUAGUCGUUGUCGGCCACCUCCCUCCUCCCUCCUCCCUCCUCCCUCCUGCCACUGCCGCUUCUAAUCCUUUCUUCCGCGAUGAAUGAAUGCAGCUGAGGUAG
This is a messenger RNA of Chara braunii, 2944 nucleotides long. Lineage: Eukaryota; Viridiplantae; Streptophyta; Charophyceae; Charales; Characeae. The record is from the annotation of a GenBank genome assembly.